AUGGAGCCGGCUCCUCACCUCCUCCUCCUCAGCUUGCUGUGGGGCUGCAGUGGGCAACCUGCUGACAAGCUGGUGGUGAUGCCGCAGCAGCCGGUGGUGCGGUAUGGGGGCUCGGUGCAGCUGAACUGCUCCCUGGCCUGCGCGGAGGGCACGGUGCAGUGGAAGGGGCUGGACACCAACCUGGGGAGCGUCACCACCUUCCCCACCCACAGCAUCCUGCACGUCAGCAGCGCCGUGGUCGCCACGGGAGGCACCAGGAUCUGCCAGGGGACCUGCCACAGGCAGCGCUACCAGCACGCUGUUGACCUGAAGGUCUAUGCCCUCCCGGACACACUGCAGCUGGAGGCAGAGCCCCAUGCCCUGGAGCCGGGGCAGCCCACCAGCCUGCGCUGCUCGGCCCGGCGGGUUUACCCACCCACGGGGCUGGGGCUCACCUGGUACCGGGGGGACCAGGUGCUGGAGGAGACAGACUUCGAUGUCACGGAGACUGAUGAGGAGCUGUUCGACAUCGUGUCCACGCUGCCGGUGGCUGGGAAGGACGUGGGAGAAGGGGUGGAGUUCAGGUGCAAGGUGAUGCUGAGCAUUGGGCAGGAGACCUUCACCCGGGUGGCAUCCGUGGUGGCGAGCGCUGGGGCCCUGCCGCCCGCAACGCAGCGGCCUGAAGCUGAGACCAUGCUGGAGCUGGCUGCUGCCACCAAACCCCCCUCCACAGAGCGCCCUGCUCCUCGGGACCUCGUCACAGGCAGUCCCACAGCACGUCUGGCCACCACCACGCUCCCUGGCUCCACGGAGAAGGGGACAGGGCCGUCCGUGGGGACAGCGCCUGCCUGCAGCCUGCAGAUUUGGUCACUGCCCCCCCACGGGACACGCAGCUCCACGCUGCGGCUGGACCAUGCUGAGCCCCAGCACCAGGGCCACUACCAGUGCGCCCUGCUCGGCCACAGCUCCCAGGUGGUCAGUCUGCAGCUGAUGGUCUCGGAUGAUACGGUCAGCACGGGCCCUGCCGUUGCUGUGGGGACAACGUUCUCGCUGUUGGGACUGAUCGUGAGUGGCGUCAUGUCUCAUCGCCUGUGGAAACGAUUCAGAUCUCAGUACGAGCUGCCCUAA
Molecule: messenger RNA, 1107 nt
Organism: Charadrius vociferus (killdeer)
Lineage: Eukaryota; Metazoa; Chordata; Aves; Charadriiformes; Charadriidae
Gene: MADCAM1
Product: mucosal vascular addressin cell adhesion molecule 1
Exons: 7
Coding region: 1-1107 (368 amino acids)
Biological process (GO): integrin-mediated signaling pathway; heterotypic cell-cell adhesion; leukocyte tethering or rolling
Cellular component (GO): membrane
Molecular function (GO): integrin binding involved in cell-matrix adhesion
Source: RefSeq, a predicted model, not a curated record